This is a messenger RNA of Lingula anatina, 1597 nucleotides long. Its product is annotated as ankyrin repeat domain-containing protein 49. The record is from RefSeq and is a predicted model, not a curated record. Lineage: Eukaryota; Metazoa; Brachiopoda; Lingulata; Lingulida; Lingulidae. Gene Ontology annotation, molecular function: protein binding.
UAAAUCUGAAAAAAUACUAUUAGUACAGCUGUAGUAAACCUAGUUGCUACUAGAGGUAGAAGAAAAAGGUUAGCAAACAGCAGCUUUUUUACCAUUUCACAUUGGACAUUUUCCACUACCUGAAGUAGGGUGAGGGACUCACAAUUAAUUCGGAUUUCAUAAUAAAUGCAAUUGAUUGCAGCAAGAAUUUCCAAACACCAUGUAAACCAUGGCAGGAAACGAUCCCUUGAAAUAUGCCAAUGAAUUAGAAUCGGUACUGAACCUUCUGAAAAAUGAUGCAGACUUGCGUGAAAUGUUUAAGGAGGGAGAGGUCUCUCAAGCCUUCAAGGAAAUAGCCAGAGACCCAUCAGCCAUACCAAAAUAUCAGGAAAAUGUCAAAAUUCAAAAGCUUCUGAAAAUGAUGGGAGAUAAAAUUCAGGGGUUUGCCACAUCGGUUGUAGCUGAAAGUGACGCUUCUGCAACCACAGCCUCAGCUCAAGGUGACACUGUGGAGCAAUCAGAGGAAUUAGCAAUGGAUGGAGAAAGCAGAGACUUAUUUGAUGAAGAUGCUGCAGUGCAGCCUUUAGUGGGAGUAGAUGUAUUAGAACAGAUACUCCGUGCCAAGAAAGGGGACCCCAGCAAGUUUCAGAGUCACUGGGAGCAAGAUGAAGAAGACAUUGAUUUUGCCACAGAUGAGGAAAUAAAAAACAAUCCAGUUCAGAGAAUUUUGUGGGCUGCAGAGAAUGGCGAAGUGGACAUUGUGACUGAACUCUUACAGAAAGAUGCAUCCUUGAUUCAAGCUGUAGAUAAAGAUGGCUAUACACCUUUGCACAGAGCAGCCUACAAUGGAGAGAUGGACGUUGUCAAGAUAUUGCUGUCCCAGGGAGCAGACGUCAAUGCCCAAACCAAAGAUGGCUGGCAACCAAUCCACAGUGCAGCAAGAUGGAACCAGGUCGAGGUUGUCUCUCUCCUACUCCAAAAUGGCGGCAAUAUCAAUGCACAAACAAAUGGCGGUCAGACACCUCUGAUGUUGGCAGCGUCAAACAGGGAAGGGAAAGAGACCACAGAGUUUUUGCUCAUGAAUCGUUACGUCGACCCACAUUUGAUGAACAAUAUUGGAGAGACAGCAUACACAUUGUGUCAGAGAUACACUGGAUUUUACUAUCUAUUUGAUAUUGUUCACCCGAGUAUAAACAGUUUUUGAAUUUGAAUUGGAACCUGGGUGAAAUGAGAAGAUAGCCUGGAGAAUAUGUGUAGUAUAUGACUACUUGUCGCUGUUAUGUUUUUUCUUUUAGAUAAAUCGUUUAUGCCACCUUUCUUUUUUUUUGUUGGUGCAUAUUUUAACAAAACUUCGCAUGAGAUCCAUAUUUCACAAUAAAUACUUUGUAAACAACUCAUAGAAGUAUGAUACAUUUUAUGUUACCACAAAACGGCGGUUAUUGCAAUUAAUCUGGAAUCUGUGCUUGUCAUCGGACCACGUGGCCUCCAAAUAUGGCUACCUUUUGUAAUAUUCUCUUAGAUUCAUAACAAAAAACUUUGUAGAAAAAUUGGACCAACUUUGAAUGUUGGAACGGAUUAACUUACCAUUGGUAAAUGUGGGAAAAUUGACGUUUACCCU